AUGCCGGACCUACCGGCGCAGCUCUACUUCGCUUAUGGUAGUAACCUUUGGCUGCAGCAAAUGGCCAGCCGCUGUCCCGAGAGUUACUACGUUGGGAGGGCGGUUCUAAUGGAUCAUCGAUGGCAGAUCAACAGUCGAGGCUUCGCGAAUGUACUCCCUUGCAGCGGCUACAAUGUGCAUGGAUUGGUCUACCAAGUAAGCGUCGACGAUGAAGCUCGCCUCGACAGGAAUGAAGGUGUUCAUUCCGGCGCUUACACCAAGUCAUAUCAUAGCGUCGUGCUACACGAAGCUGUUGAGGAUCUCCAGCUUCCAACACGAUACCUUGUGCAAGAUGGUGGAAUAGAUAAGGCUGUCAAUGCAGUGCGGUCAGGAUCGCGAUCCCAUGAGCCCGAGCAUCAAGGCAGGAUCAGGAGCAACGUUCUGGUUUAUCUCAGCAGUCGUCACUCUCAGUGGGGUACCGCACGGGACGAAUACGUUGAUCGCAUGAACUGUGACCGUCCAUUCCACCGAGGUCAGCCUCAAGAAGAUCUCAACGGGAAGGGCAGGCGAGAGGAGAGGGGCGUCAAAGUCGUCAUCGCAGACAUAGCUCGGACCCCGAAGAGCCUCGGCGAAGAAGACGCAGGAGCUCGUCUCCGCAACGCAGAGCCUGGGCAAUACAUUGCUUUCAAUGCUCCUGCUAAUGUGAGCCUUAACAAGCUGGUCAGCCGCAUGCAAGCCAGGUCUCAGGCUGCGCAGUGCGCCUGCUCGAUGACUGAGUCACCGUCGAUGGUAUUGCCAUAA
Fusarium subglutinans is the source of this 780-nucleotide messenger RNA. RefSeq names its product AIG2 family. The record is from RefSeq and is a predicted model, not a curated record. The coding region runs from base 1 to 780 and encodes 259 amino acids. Gene Ontology annotation, molecular function: gamma-glutamylcyclotransferase activity. The transcript is spliced from 3 exons. Lineage: Eukaryota; Fungi; Ascomycota; Sordariomycetes; Hypocreales; Nectriaceae.